AUGGUGUUCUCAUACGAUAUUACCCCGCCAAAAGUUAAAUUCUACCAAACUCUAGUUCACAGAUAUGGAAUUACUCGACCAGUCGUUCCAGUGACUUCUCACCAAGUGUAUACGCAAACUUAUCAUGACACUUCGUCCGCUAAUUUGAUCACCACCUAUAUUUUCUUGAUUUUGUUCUUAUCUUUGUGCUACAGAUUAAUUGAUAAGGCGUUUUUCCAAGGCCGAUUAAUAAACAGCAUUUUCAAUUUCGAUGAGGAAGAUUUAGACCCCAUAUUUGAAAAUGAGUCUGAUGACGUCGAUAACAGCAAAUCUAAUGAUAAGGAUUCAUACUACUUUGAUGACUCAGAAGAAAAGGAGAAACAGGAUGAACAGAAAGAAAAAGUUUCAAAAGUAACUUCUCAAUCAGAAAACGCAGAAGUCAACAUGUCCUCAUAA
This is a messenger RNA of Plasmodium inui San Antonio 1, 435 nucleotides long. RefSeq lists its product as hypothetical. The transcript is spliced from 2 exons. Lineage: Eukaryota; Apicomplexa; Aconoidasida; Haemosporida; Plasmodiidae. Bases 1 to 435 code for a protein of 144 amino acids. The record is from RefSeq and is a predicted model, not a curated record.